Pristis pectinata (smalltooth sawfish) is the source of this 1264-nucleotide messenger RNA. It is a transcript of the gene ube2f, whose product is annotated as ubiquitin-conjugating enzyme E2F (putative). The record is from RefSeq and is a predicted model, not a curated record. Gene Ontology annotation, cellular component: nucleus. Gene Ontology annotation, molecular function: NEDD8 transferase activity. Bases 272 to 829 code for a protein of 185 amino acids. Lineage: Eukaryota; Metazoa; Chordata; Chondrichthyes; Rhinopristiformes; Pristidae. The transcript has 11 exons. Gene Ontology annotation, biological process: protein neddylation.
GCAUUUGUUAGUAGGACCGGGAUGGUCUUCCGGUGGUGGCCUGUGGGACGGCCGGAGCCUGGGGCCGGCUCUGUGAGGGGGAUACGGGCAGUGGAGUAGCCGCUGGUGGCAGCCUGAGGGUCGCCGGCUCGGGCCGGGAAUGGUGCAUGAGCGUCUGGUGCUGUCAGUGGCAGAGAGAGAGGACGAGCAGUCACUACACUUCAGACGUACAUUAUUGGCUUUGGAACAUUGUGAGAGGUGCUAUAUUAAAGUUUAAGAAAGUGUCCCAGCCAUGCUGACUUUAGCAAAAAAGUUGAAACGUGAAGAUGGUAUGAAAGGGAGAGGCAACACAAAUCCAGGGACCGAUUCAUCCUGCCGUGUAUCCAUUCGAGAUAAGCUGCUUAUCAAAGAAGUGGCAGAACUUGAAGCAAACCUACCCAGUACGUGCAAACUGGAUUUCCCUGAUGCAAACAAACUUUAUUCCUUCCAGCUGAAUGUCAUGCCAGAUGAAGGGUAUUACCAGGGUGGCAAGUUCCAGUUUGAAACAGAUGUUCCAGAAGCCUACAAUAUGGUGCCUCCCAAGGUAAAAUGUUUAACCAGAAUUUGGCAUCCCAAUAUUACUGAGACUGGAGAAAUCUGUUUAAGCUUGCUGAGGGAACACUCGAUUGAUGGCACAGGGUGGGCUCCAACCAGGACUUUAAAGGAUGUGGUCUGGGGAUUGAAUUCUCUAUUUACUGACCUCUUGAACUUUGAUGAUCCCCUGAAUAUCGAAGCUGCAGAGCAACACCUGCGUGACAAGGAGGAUUUUCGGAGUAAAGUGCAGGAUUAUAUUAAACGCUUUGCAAGAUGAUCAUGUGAGCUGUCUGAUGGGACACUAUCCAAGCUGUGGAAGCCAAGUCUUCUGCCUUCUGAUGUCGAUCGUCAAUUAAACACUGGAUUGUGGCGGUCCAGUAUCACUGUUGUUAUGAAGAGAAGCUGUUGGUGCUACUUUGAAUUCAGCGUCAGUACAGCAAGUGAUGGGCAACUUUGGGCUAAGAUUCGAGAAUAAUUACUCUUAUUGUGGCAAAAUAGUCGGGUUUUCUUCAAUUAUAAGGAUUGUACAGAGCACCUGGAGUCUGUCUCUUUCCUGAUUGAUUCACAAAGGACAGCUUUUCUAGUGUAAUCUGGUGUGGUUUGGAAACCACAAUAUUUUGCAACAAAAUGUCUUAAGACAAAAGUGUUUGAAGCAUUAACAGCAUGUGGCUUGCAAAUAUUAAACAACUGUGUGUGGAAAACGCAGAGAAUA